AUGGCUCCAACUAUAAAGAAAGCCCUCAUCAACGUAGACAUGGGAGAGGCCUAUGGCAACUAUGUUUGCGGUCCGGAUAAAGAAUUAUUGCCUAUGAUUGACCAUGCUAACGUCGCAUGCGGUUUUCAUGCCGGCGACCCUCUAAUUAUGGACGAAACGGUCGCUCUCUGCAAAGCCCACCGAGUCAAAAUUGGUGCUCAUCCAGGUUUACCUGACAUACAAGGAUUCGGUAGAAGGGAGAUGAAGUUGUCUCCAGAAGAACACACUGCCAAUGUUGUAUAUCAGAUCGGCGCCCUCAAGGCCUUUCUGGACCGUCACGGUGUUGAAAUGCACCACGUCAAACCACAUGGUAUUCUAUACGGAAUGAUGGUCAGAGACAUUGAAGUGGCGAGGGCUGUAUGGGCAGCAGUACCCAAAGGAAUGCGCGUGUUUGGAUUGGCUGGUACACACAUGGAGACUGCAGCCAAUGAGGCAGGGCUUGAAUUCUGGGCUGAAUACUUUGGCGAUGUCAAUUACCGAGCGGAUGGCACGUUGAUUGUGGAUCGUAAAAAGAAGCCUUGGAAAAUUGAAGAUGUCAAGAAGCAUGUCGCAAAGCAGUUGCAGGAAAGUAAAGUUGUUGCUAUAACGGGUGAAGAAGUUGAUCUUCCUGUUGCGGAUUAUCCCAUUACUAUUUGCUGUCAUUCGGACUCGCCUGGUUGCGUUGAGAUUGUUACUGCUACGAGAGAGGUAGUGGAUGCGUUUAACAAAGAAAGAGGCGUAUAA
Molecule: messenger RNA, 762 nt
Organism: Talaromyces marneffei
Lineage: Eukaryota; Fungi; Ascomycota; Eurotiomycetes; Eurotiales; Trichocomaceae
Exons: 2
Coding region: 1-762 (253 amino acids)
Biological process (GO): carbohydrate metabolic process
Source: RefSeq, a predicted model, not a curated record